This is a messenger RNA of Arachis duranensis, 1870 nucleotides long. RefSeq names its product probable terpene synthase 11. NCBI's taxonomy places the organism in Eukaryota, Viridiplantae, Streptophyta, Magnoliopsida, Fabales, Fabaceae. The coding region runs from base 53 to 1777 and encodes 574 amino acids. Gene Ontology annotation, biological process: diterpenoid biosynthetic process. The record is from RefSeq and is a predicted model, not a curated record. The transcript is spliced from 7 exons. Gene Ontology annotation, molecular function: magnesium ion binding; terpene synthase activity.
AUAGUCAUAAUAACAACAUACAUAGUUCUAACUUAGAGAGCUACUUGUUCAUAUGUCUACAGAUCAAAUGGCUCUUGUUAUACAAGUUAGAGCUUCUUCGCUUUCAAGCUCAAUUCAUCAUCCUCGACACAAUUCCAUGCAUCCACCAUGGAACUUGUCGCUACAAACAUCUAAAGGCCAAGGGACCAUUAUGCUUAGUAAAAAAUUAUCCAUCAAUUCCGUUCUUCUUCGUGAGAAGGUGGAGUGUCUUGAAAGUAAUGAUAGGAAGAAAAGCUUGGAGCAGGUGAAGAAAGAAGGGCAAGAAGCAUUGCUAAAAAAGUCAAGUGAUCCGGUGGGAACAAUGAAAAUAAUUGAUAGCAUUCAAGAGCUGGGAAUUGGGCACCAUUUUGAAGAAGAGAUUAAUGCACUUCUUGGAAAGAUAUGCCACUGGGAUGCCUCACAAGACCUAUUUGCCACAUCCCUUCAAUUUCGCCUCCUCAGGCACAAUGGCUGGACCACGUUUCCUGAGAAUUUCAACAAGUUUUUGGACAAGAGUGGAAAUUUCAAGGAAUCACUGAGCAGAGACAUAGGUGGCGUGCUAAGUUUGUACGAGGCAUCAUUUCUAGGUGCUGAAGGUGAAGGAGUGUUACAACAAGCCAUGGACUUCUCAAGAGGCCAUCUUCACCAAUCAAUCCCUCACAUGGCUCCUGAAUUAGGAAGACAAGUUAGCAGAGCCUUAAGGCUUCCAAGGCACCUUCAAAUGGAGAGGUUAGAAGCCAAGAAUUACAUGGACCAAUACAGCCGUACAACAACCAAAAUACCAGCUCUUUUGGAAUUGGCCAAGUUGGAUUAUGACAUGCUUCAAUCAUUGUACAAAAGAGAAUUAGGAGAAAUCACCAGGUGGUGGAAGGAAUUAGGACUAAUUGAGAGCCUUGGUUUUGCUAGAGAUAGACCGUCAGAGUGCUUUCUAUGGACAGUGGGGAUUUUCCCAGAACCACGUUAUUCCAACUGCCGUAUUGAACUUACUAAAACAGUAUGCAUUUUGCUUGUUAUGGAUGAUAUCUUCGAUACUUAUGGCUCUUUCGAUGAUCUUGUUCUUUUCGUCAAGGCAAUCAAAAGAUGGGAUCUUGAUGCAAUGGAGCAGCUACCUGAAUACAUGAAAAUAUGCUACAUGGCAUUAUAUAACACAACUCACGAAAUUGCAUACAAAAUUCAGAAAGAGCGUGGACUAACCGCUGUUGCCUACUUGAAAAAAACGUGGAUAGACAUAUUUGAAGCAUUUCUUGAGGAAGCCAAAUGGUUCAACCAGGGUUACGUGCCAUCUUUUAGGGAAUAUCUGGACAACGGGGUGAUUUCCGCAGGAUCUUACAUGGCCAUGACGCAUGCAACUUUCCUCGUUGGUGAUGGUAUCUCAAAGGAUACUCUUUCAUUGAUGAAGACAUAUCCUAGGCUCUUCUCUUGUUCUGGCGAAAUUCUUCGUUUUUGGGACGACCUAGGAACUUCAACGGAAGAACAAGAGAGAGGGGAUAAUGCUUGCAGCAUACAGUGCUACAUGAGGGAAAAUAAUGGUUGUGAUGAGAAUGAAGCAAGAAAACAUAUAAGGGGGCUCAUAGGGAAGCUGUGGUUAGAGUUGAAUGGUGUAGCCAUGAACACGACCGCUCUGCCUUCUUCAAUAGUGAAAGCUUGUUUCAACAUGGCAAGAACUGCUCAGGUCAUAUAUCAGCAUGGCGAUGACAAAAGCACAUACACAGUUGAUGACUACGUCCAAACAUUGUUCUUCACACCCUCUGCUAUCUAGCUAUGUAGUGCAUGAAUCAAGUGAUGAUUGUUCACCACUAAUUAACUAGUAUGUUAUUUUUAGGAUUCUAAUUUUUUUUAUAUAUAUUUCUUU